GGCUCCGCGGUGCCAUGCUGUACGGUAGCUGUUCUGCUAAUCUCUGGAGUUCUGCUAUUAUUUGCUUGUAUAUCGAAAUUAUAUAACUACAGAUCAAGGCUGAAUAUUAACCAUUGCAUGUAGGAUCGUUGGAUAAUGUUAAACAAUGCAAAUCGGUGUGCAAUUUAGCUUUUUAUUCAAACAAAGCCGUAUAAGAUGAUGGCUUCAGUUUACUUAAUGUCAAAACACGAGGGUUUUACUGGCAGCAUAAAAAACUUCACCAGAGACUUUGUAGUGACGGAGAUAGACAUUUCUGGAAAUCAGGUCAGCAAAUCAACUAUUUCUGAAGACGUACCCCGUAGUUUUGUUGAGAAAACUAGAGAAUCUGUUAAGGAACCUGAUGUUUCUCCUAUUAUACAAAAGACUGAACAAGACUGUAACUCACCCAGUCCAGAGAUCUUAGAUUUGGCUGUCAUUUUGAGUCAAGGAAUCAGUGAUAAGCUGGAGCAGUUUGUAUCUUCUUUGAAAAAUGGAUUCUCAUCAGACCAAGAGUUAAGUUUGGGAAGUUUCACUGACAAGCACCAAAGGGCAAACGUGCAUAGAACUGUCAAACUUCGCUUUCCUUUUUUGAUGACAACAACCAACCAAUGUGAGAUAAAAGUUCAAGAAAGCCAAGACUACAAAGAGCUCAAGCAAUUGGUUUCUGAAGAGGAGGCAGAUGCAUUCUUCAGAUUCACAGACGCUAAAGUUAGUGGAUCCUCAUAUACGUUUUUACCUGAUGAUAGUAAGGAACAUAGGACAGCUGUGCACCGCUUCCUGAGCCGAAGGUUUGGGAAAUUGGUGGAGACAAAGAGCUUCACAGAUCAGGGCAAAACUUCAAUCUCUGUGAGACUGAGGGAGAGAGGGAAGCCAAAGAAGAGGACAGCGGAGGACUGCAGACAAGAAGACAUUUACACAGCAUUCACUUUGUGUAAGGAGAAUCUGGAGACUUUAGAAGCUAUUAGCUACAUGGCCACUGAGCUUGGAGUUCUGCCGUCAGACUUCACCUAUGCAGGCAUCAAAGACAAGAGAGCCAUCACCUACCAGUCUAUGGUGGUCAAGAAGGUGUCUCCAGAGAGGUUGAAAGAGAAGGCUGCAGAGUUUGAAAGAAAAGGGAUCCAGCUUUUUGCUGUUCGAUCUGUCAGUGAACCACUGAAGCUUGGGCGGCUUCGGGGAAAUCAUUUUGAUAUUGUUGUUCGGGGCAUAAAACCGCAUAUUUAUGAUGGGCCCGUCCCACUCGCCUAUACGGAAGACCUGGUGAAGGCAGCAGUAGAAAUGGUCAAGAACACUGGAUUUGUAAACUACUAUGGUCCACAGAGAUUUGGCAUAACCCAGAGAGUUCAGUCUGACCAAAUAGGGCUGGCACUGCUCAAAGAGGACAUGGUCAGUGCAGUACAUCUUUUCUUUACUCCAGACAAGGGAGACGAGCCUCAAAACCAAGCUAAGCGACAUUUUCUUGAAACAGGAAAUGCAAAAGAGGCCUUGUUGUUGAUGCCAGAAUCCAAAGCAAGGGAACGUCUAAUGCUUCGUGCUAUGAACCGUUAUGGCACAGGUCCAGACGGCUGUGGUCAAGCCUGGCUAAGUCUGCCCCACAGCACCAGGAUCUUCUACUUGCACUCGUACUGCAGCAGAGUGUGGAAUGAAGCUGUGGCACAUAGACUGAGUAUUUUAGGCCAUAGUGUUAAGCAAGGAGAUCUGGUGCAGGAGGUGACUGGCACAAUGGAUGACAGUGCUGACACGAGCUCAAACCAGAUCCAUGUGGUAACAGAGGAGGAGGAGAGGGGGAGAGUCUACACACUGGGACAAGUACUCCUCCCAAUGCCAGGAAACACAGUGAAAUAUCCUGAAAACGCUAUGGGGGCCUGGUACAGAGAGAGACUGUCUAAAGAUGGACUGGAGAGCUGCAGGUUCAGAGUCAACAGCCUCAAACUGAAUGUGCCUGGCUGCUACCGCCCUCUACUGGCCUUUCCACGCAACCUCGACUACAGGCUGCAAAGAGAGCAAGAAGAUGGAGUGGGAAACUGCACGGAGGCGGUAGAUGAAGGGGGGAAUGACAAAACAGAGGACCAAGUCAAACUAAAUCUUACUUUAAAUUUUGACCUCUUCCCUUCCUGCUAUGCCACUGUGUACCUCAGAGAAGUCAUGAAGUUUAUGGUAAAUUAGUCUGAAACACAUUUUGUCCAAUUUUGUACCAUUUCUGCCUUUACAUUUUACAAUUGGAAAUGUAUUACUGUAACCUACAAUUUUGUACUGACACCUCACUAGAAUAACAAACAAAGAGUUCAAUUGCGAAUAACGAUAAGUGGCAUUUUAAAAAAGUCAUCAUGUUUCUUGGUAAUAUCUGUAGAAGAUGGUAACAAAAAGAAAUUAGAAAGAAAUACUACAAUUUUUAAAAAACAAGAUCUGUUUUAGCAACUGUACUUACAUUUGCGUGAAUUCACCCGAAAUAUUUAAAUUGUUCAAAAACCACUAUGAUAAACGUUUUUGCCUGACUGGUAUAAGUACAUAAUGAUACCAUAUGUGCAGUGUUAUUUGAAGUUAAUUUUAUUUAAUGAUAUCCAAAUUAUAGAUGACCUAUAAGUAAUAAAAUACUGUACAGAUUUGGUUAUUGUCAUUGUACGCUUUGCUGCAACGGACACUAGAUGGAGACAACAGAUAGGAAUUUGCAGAUUGGCGGUAUAUAGCUCUGAGUUUAAGUGAUACAUUUAUCAACAGGAACAAGCUAAACUGCAUCAUAUGAACACAGUAUCAUUUAUUAUCUUGGCUAGUAGUUCUCAACUGUUUUGUCUCGAGUACUUCCCAAACUUUGUCACACAUUCUGAAUACCUCCCAAAAUCUAUAAUGGUGUAUUAAUCUGUUAACUAAUAUAUUAUCAAAUUUUACUUCCUUAUAUUUUGUUGUUUUAAUGUCCAAAAUUACCAUUCUCAAAGAUGUACAUUUUGUAUUUAAAUGCUAUGAAAAUGCUCACAGACGCCCAAUAUUUUACACUAAUGAAAUUAUUCCCGGCUAACCAAAAUGCAGUCCUUUAGAGAGACAGUUUAACACAUGCAUAUAAACCCAUAAUUACCCAUAACUGUCUGCUAUAAUUACAGUCAAUCAGUGUGUAACUAAUUUAUAGAUUUUUUUAUGACAAUACUGAAGCAGAGUUAAUUUCACUGGCUGUGCUUUCAGAUUAUUAUAGCUGGAGGAAGAUUUGGAAACGGUUGUCAUCAGAUGCAACUGCCUGAUAGAGUACUUGCCUUUGAGCUACACGACACAUUUGCUGUAAUGAGAUUCUGCACUUUUUAAACUUUAGUUUCUUGUGACACUCUAUCCAUCAGGAAAGUGGUUUAUAACUGAAGACUAUGCAACCUCUUUCCUUGAUCUUUGGCUAUAUAAUAAAUGACUUGAAUGUG
Messenger RNA from Periophthalmus magnuspinnatus, 3413 nucleotides. It is a transcript of the gene pus7l, whose product is annotated as pseudouridine synthase 7 like. Gene Ontology annotation, cellular component: nucleus. The transcript is spliced from 9 exons. Gene Ontology annotation, biological process: pseudouridine synthesis. The record is from RefSeq and is a predicted model, not a curated record. Gene Ontology annotation, molecular function: pseudouridine synthase activity; RNA binding. Bases 196 to 2181 code for a protein of 661 amino acids. NCBI's taxonomy places the organism in Eukaryota, Metazoa, Chordata, Actinopteri, Gobiiformes, Gobiidae.